AAUAACGCGUUAUGUCAUCUGUACACCACGUGUCCUCACAUAAAAAGCUAUCCGGUCUUCCAGAAACUCGUCUCCUCUGUCUUAUUUUCCUUUCGUCGUCUAAGAUCCAGAUUGUUUCACACAAUCGAUACAUUUCAUCUGCAUUAAGAGCUAUGGCUGCUAAAACCGAGCGCACUUUCAUUGCUAUUAAACCUGAUGGGGUCCAGAGAGGGCUCAUUGGUGAGAUCAUCAAGCGUUUUGAACAGAAGGGAUUCAGACUGAUGGCUAUGAAGUUUCUUCAGGCAUCUGAGGACUUGUUGAAACAGCAUUACAUUGAUCUGAAGGACCGACCUUUCUUCCCAGGGCUUGUAAAGUACAUGAACUCUGGACCAGUUCUUGCUAUGGUUUGGGAGGGUCUGAAUGUUGUAAAGACUGGAAGGGUUAUGCUUGGAGAGACCAAUCCUGCUGACUCUAAACCUGGAACAAUUAGGGGAGAUUUCUGUAUUGAAGUGGGCAGGAACAUCAUUCAUGGUAGUGACUCUGUGGACAGUGCCAAUAAAGAGAUUGAUUUGUGGUUCAAGCCUGAAGAGCUGGUGACUUUCAAGAGCUGUGCGCAAAACUGGAUCUACGAAUGAACACUCAAACAUGGCACCUCUGCACUUCUUGCUGGACCAGUUCCCUUGGACUUGUUUGUUUGGUCUGUUCCUGUCUGAAUAACUUGUUUGAAUAAAAUGCUCUUUGUUUCUGGA
This is a messenger RNA of Xyrauchen texanus (razorback sucker), 728 nucleotides long. Its product is annotated as nucleoside diphosphate kinase A 2. Bases 12 to 614 code for a protein of 200 amino acids. The transcript is spliced from 5 exons. Lineage: Eukaryota; Metazoa; Chordata; Actinopteri; Cypriniformes; Catostomidae. Gene Ontology annotation, biological process: CTP biosynthetic process; UTP biosynthetic process; GTP biosynthetic process. Gene Ontology annotation, molecular function: nucleoside diphosphate kinase activity. The record is from RefSeq and is a predicted model, not a curated record.